This is a messenger RNA of Liolophura sinensis, 2204 nucleotides long. Its product is annotated as ankyrin-3-like. Gene Ontology annotation, molecular function: protein binding. NCBI's taxonomy places the organism in Eukaryota, Metazoa, Mollusca, Polyplacophora, Chitonida, Chitonidae. The coding region runs from base 1 to 2202 and encodes 733 amino acids. The transcript is spliced from 12 exons. The record is from RefSeq and is a predicted model, not a curated record.
AUGGAUUUCGGCCAGGCGGUUGUCUUUGAUGGAGACCGAGAUGAGGUGGAGUGGGAGUCUGACAUCGAUCUGCGCAGCGUCAACCAAGCGGCAGCUGCUGGUCACACAGAUAAACUGAUCCAGGCCAUUCAAGUGGACCCCAGUAUACUGGAGCAACAGGAUGUGGAUGGUCUCACCCCUCUUGGACACUCCAUUUUAGGGAGACAACUUGGAGCUGUAAAGAAACUGGUGAAGAUGGGGUCAAAUGUAAAUGCGCAGGACAAGUUAGGGAGAACUGCUGUGGCUAUUGCAGCGUACCAGGGCUGGUAUGAAGGGGUGGUAUAUCUGUUGAGACAUGGUGCCAAGUUUAGCUUGUGUGACAAAUCUGGACGAUCCCCACUACAUGCCUCCUGCUAUGACCCUGACUACAGGACAUUGUGUGCUCUGCUGCAUAACCUGUCUAAAGGAGAGAUCAAUCAAAAGGACCAUGAGGGUAUGACUGCAUUGCACUGGGCGGCCUUCCACGAUCGUCCAAACCAUGUGCGAAUUUUGCUAGAGAGAGGGGCAGAUAUCUUCCGGGAAGACAUAGAUGGGAAAACAGCUUUACAUUGGGCUGCUCAGAAUGGAAAUUUGCAGUGUUGCGAGUUGUUGUACAAAUGGAAAGAUGGGACAUCAUUGCUGAAUCAUGGAGAUCAUGCAGGGAAAACACCAGUCCAUUUUGCAGCUGCAGCUGGGAAUUUGUCUGUAAUUCAAUCAUUUGCUACAGUGGAAGAUUGUGACUUAGAGGCAGAAGAUCCUGAUGAUCGCACUCCUCUACACUGGGCUGUAGCCACUGGCCAGGUACAUUGUGUGGCUCUCCUGCUGGACUUUGGAGUCACACCCAACCCCGUGGACACAGAAGCUUGCACGCCAUUGGAUUACGCAAGGCAAUCCAAUCAGAAGGAAUGUAUUAAGUUGCUGGAAGACAAGCUGGGAAUUGAGUAUUGUGUUAGCAGUAGUGAUCAACAGCAGCUUUCUCCACCAACCUCACCUAUCUCACCAAGUCAUUCCACCACCAAAAACCCACUCACUUUCUUCAAGGGUUUGUUUGGAUUAAGUAGCAAGAAAAGACUUGGCUACUCUAGCAGUUUGUCUUCAGUCCCCAGUUCAGAUGUGCCGUCCAGUGAUACAACAAUGAUGAAGCAAGCCAUGACUUCGCAGAACAUUCACUUAGAAGGUCCCACUGAGGAUGAAGUGGAGAGGGCUUACAGUGAACCAAGGGAAGUAACUGUGAAGGAAAACCUGCUUGAUAGGUGUUUAGACAGCAAGAUCUCUGAAACAUCUGACAUGAGACAGAGACCCAGCAAUGAAUCAAAUGAGGAUUCUCUUGUUGAUCUAAGACCGUCCCAUUUCCAGGCAACUUUGCCCAACACAGAGUCUAACAUGAUGAAUAGCCGUGUGGGGCAGCUGGAGAGCCCCAGCAGAUUUGUACAAAAUGGACAUAUGGACUCUCCUAGGUUGUCUCAUGUAAAGGCUUGCGGACAGAAAGGUGAUAAGCCUGCACAUAUUAGCUGUUCCCAGUCCUUGGGUGAACCUGCCCCUCAGUGGUUGAUAGGCCCUGGAGUUGACUCCUCUCAUAGUCCAACGCCACGACCACUGACCGACCCCAAGGAACUUGGUCCACUUAAAGGCCCAAAACCACGAUCAGGCCAAUUCAAGUAUAACAUCCCACCACUGAAAGGUACAACAAUGCAUGAAAAGGUGUUAGCUUUAAGGAUGGACAAGACUGGUCCCUCCAGAUCUCCCACCCCUCCCAGCUGGGUGGAUAGGUCCUUUGAUCCACUGAGUCUAAGACAGAGCCAUGAGAGGAGUCCUUUAGUCACUGGAAUGAUACCCAAAAAUCUGCAUCAGCAUCAACCUCUCACCCCCAGAGGCCACCUGAAGAAAGGCCCUGGGAUACUCAGGAGCAACAACCUAUCAGAACAAAGACUUCAUUCCCCGGCACCAUCAGUUUGUCAUUCCCCUGCACCAUCAGUUAGUCAUUCCCCUGCACCAUCAGGCAGUCAAGACAGAACAGAAGAAUUUGUUCAGCUCUCGCCAGAUUUGGGAUCACAGGUACCUGUCCAAAGCCUUACAAGCCAGAGUCCUAGACCCCGAGCUCACAAUAUAAAGCCUACCGCGGGGACAUUUUCUGUGGCCGAAAGGAAGCAGCUGGAUAAACAGUUACAUAACUUACUCUUAUGACC